Gorilla gorilla gorilla (western lowland gorilla) is the source of this 1668-nucleotide messenger RNA. Its product is annotated as endogenous retrovirus group K member 19 Rec protein. The record is from RefSeq and is a predicted model, not a curated record. NCBI's taxonomy places the organism in Eukaryota, Metazoa, Chordata, Mammalia, Primates, Hominidae.
UAGAAAUUCAAGGAAAAUAAUAAGAUGACAUUUUGUUUUGCCUCAAGCCCUGAACACAUGAUUGGUAUAAUCAUUUAGCUAAUGUCAAACAACAUAGUGUCUGGCAAGAUUUUAGCUAGAGUCAACUAUCAACUCUCCACAGCUUAUCACUGAAAUAACAAGCUUUGUGUGACCAUAUUAAAAAUUAUCAGUUUUACAUUUGAAAGGCCCAGUGCCAACCUGGAAAAAAUUGCUUGCAUUGAUGAGUAAUAAAUUCUACAUUUUGCACAUUCUCACAACUGCAUGAAUUCAUUUCACAAUGUUGGCAAAUAAUCUGAAUUCUUGGUGGCACGGGUCCUCCGUACGCUGAGCGCCGGUCCCCUGGGCCCACUUUUCUUUCUCUAUAGUUUGUGUCUCUUUCUUUUCUCAGUCUCUCAUCCCACCCGACUAGAAACACCCACAGGUGUGCAGGGGCAGGCCACCCCUUCAUCUGGUGCCCAACGUGGGUGCUUUUCUCUAGGAUGAAGGUACGCUCGAGCAUGAUCAUUGAGGACAAGUCGACGAGAUUCCCGAGUACGUCUACAGUCAGCCUUGCGACAUUUGAAGUUCUACAAUGAACCCGUCGGAGAUGCAAAGAAAAGCACCUCCACGGAGACGGAGACACCGCAAUCGAGCGCCAUCGACUCACAAGAUGAACAGAAUGGUGAUGUCAGAAGAACAGAGGAAGUUGCCAUCCACCAAGAAGGCGGAGCCGCCGACAUGGGCACAAUUAAAGAAGCUGACACAGUUAGCUAAAAAAAGCCUAGAGAACACAAAGGUGACACAAACUCCAGAGAACAUGCUGCUUGCAGCUUUGAAGACUGUAUCAACAGUGUCUGCAGGUGUACCCAGCAGCUCCGAAGAGACAGCGAGCAUCGAGAACGAGCCAUGAUGACAACGGUGGUUUUGUCGAAAAGAAGGGGGAAAUGUGGGGAAAAGAAAGAGAUAUCAGACUGUUACUGUGUCUAUGUAGAAAGAAGUAAACAUAAGAGACUCCAUUUUGUUCUGUACCAAGUAAAAUUUUGUCUUGAGAUGCUGUUAAUCUGUAACCCUACCCCCAACCCUGUGCUCGCAGAAACAUGUGCUGUGUCAAGGUUUAAUGGAUUUAGGGCUGUGCAGGAUGUGCUUUGUUAAACAAAUGCUUGAAGGCAGUAUGCUCGUUAAAAGUCAUCACCACUCCCUAAUCUCAAGUACCCAGGGACACAAAACACAGUGGAAGGCCGCAGGGACCUCUGCCUAGGAAAGCCAGGUAUUGUCCAAGAUUUCUCCCCAUGUGAUAGUCUGAAAUAUGGCCUCCUGGGAAGGAAAAGACCUGACUGUCCCCAAGCCCGACACCCGUAAAGGGUCUGUGCUGAGGAGGAUUAGUAAAAGAGGAAGACAUCUGUCUCCUGCUCAUCCCCUGGGCAAUGGAAUGUCUCUGUGUAAAACCCGAUUGUAUAUUCCAUCUACUGAGAUAGGAGAAAACCGCCUUAGGGCUGGAGGUGAGACAUGCUGGCAGCAAUAUUGCUCUUUAAUGCACCGAGAUGUUUAUGUAUGUGCGCAUCAAAGCACAGCCCCUUUUUCUUAACCUUGUUUAUGACACAGAGACAUUUGUUCACUUGUUUUCCUGCUGACCCUGUCCCCGCUAUUACCCUACUGUCCUGCCACAUC